AUGUCUGACCCACACAGAUCCCUCUCACCCUCUCACCCAAACCCUCCAAACCAACAAACCAGUAGCAACAGCCAAGGCCCAAUAAGUCGUUUUGGUGACAUGCCGCGAGAACUGAUGCUAAUAACAGCAGAACACCUGGACACACAGUCCCUGAUUAACCUCACUCAGGCCAACUCAGAGCUCUACAGUCUCUUGAGCCCGCGCCUCCAAGCCCGCGCCAUGGCCAUCGCUCUCGGCCCCCGCGAGCUCUACGAGCGCCGCUUCACCUACCUGCCAGAGCAAACCCCUGGAAUCGACGAACCAGACACAAUCGAGGACCCGCCUCUGCUAACACCCCCAGAAGACAUGCAGGGCCCACAGAAGGAAGAGGUGUUAGGGCAAAUAACGCUGCAAGGUAAAGUCGACGCGGUGCGCUUCUUGUUGCGAGCAGGCGCUAACCCUAACUCGUAUACCAGUGACGGAAUGCGGAUGCUGAGUCUGGCCGUGUACUCGGACAACCCAGAUGUUUCGAUUGAGUUGCUGAAGCAUGGUGCCGAUGUAGGGGCCAGCAAUGUGGUGUCGGGGAUGACGGCGCUGGUACACGCAGCGCAGACCUGGCGCUGCGAUAUGGUGCGGAUCCUGAUCGAGGUCGGCGCCAACGCCAACGAGUUCAACGUCCUGCCGUCGAUCGCCUAUGCGUGCGACCUCGACGUGAUGCAGAUGGUGCUGCGCCGCGGCGGCGCAGACUUGUCCCAGCCAGGAGCGUACGGGAUGACAGCACUGCACCAGGCGGUACGCCGCAACGAGCUGGAGAUGCUCUCACUAAUCCUGCAACACCUACCCCCAGCGGGGAAGAAGCAGCAACUCAACGCCGUCGACGCGCUGGGCCGCACGGCGCUGCAUCUCGCGCUGCAGAAUAACAACCCGCACCUGGCGUUCCCGUUGGUCCACGCGGGCAUCGACAUCAACAUCCCCGACGGCACAGGCAACACGGCGCUGCAUAUUGCGCUGAAGAAGCGUCAUUUCGAGCUAACGCGGCUGUUCGUCGAUCGCGGUAUCGAUUUGUCUGUUGUUAAUGAGCUCGGCGAGUCGGAGCUGCAUGUCGCUAUCGAUGCCCAUGCCCCGGCUCUCAUUCGGGCCUUGGUGGAUCGCGGCUCUGAUGUGAAUGCUAGUGUUCCGACGCCGAUGCACUGUGCGGUGCGUACGGGUAAUUUGGGUCUGGUCCAAUUGUUGUUUCAGAAUCCGGCGAAUCGGCCGGAUUUGACGAUUCUCGAUGAGAAUGAUCGGACGCCGGUGGAGAAUGCCCUGGCGCUGGGGUAUUCGGAUAUUGCUGGGUUUCUGACGACUGGAGUUUAG
Messenger RNA from Penicillium alfredii, 1335 nucleotides. Its product is annotated as F-box domain and ankyrin repeat protein. The record is from RefSeq and is a predicted model, not a curated record. Bases 1 to 1335 code for a protein of 444 amino acids. Lineage: Eukaryota; Fungi; Ascomycota; Eurotiomycetes; Eurotiales; Aspergillaceae. The transcript has a single exon. Gene Ontology annotation, molecular function: protein binding.